Cydia pomonella (codling moth) is the source of this 2298-nucleotide messenger RNA. RefSeq lists its product as uncharacterized. Bases 220 to 1569 code for a protein of 449 amino acids. Gene Ontology annotation, molecular function: single-stranded DNA endonuclease activity; RNA endonuclease activity; metal ion binding. The transcript has 7 exons. Gene Ontology annotation, biological process: apoptotic DNA fragmentation. NCBI's taxonomy places the organism in Eukaryota, Metazoa, Arthropoda, Insecta, Lepidoptera, Tortricidae. The record is from RefSeq and is a predicted model, not a curated record. Gene Ontology annotation, cellular component: mitochondrial inner membrane; nucleus.
UUUGCGAUUAUUAUGUUCAACAAUAAUGCAAUAAAUAAAUACGAUUACAGAUUACAGGCCAUGAUACGGUUUUAUUUUGUGUUUGACAAAUUAUUUAGGCAAGAUAGGGCUAUCGCGCUUAUUUUAUCUCGAUCAAAUAAAUUCAGCACACCGUGAUACGUAGUCGACAUAACCACUUAAACCUGUGAAAGCCGCGCCCGCUGCGCACACGCAGACACGAUGAUUCGUUCAGCGGUGGUUAUCCUAGCGUUGGUGGCGGCGGCCGCGGCCCUGCCCGCCGAGCUGCCCGAUCCCGGGGAAUUAGUCUUCGUCCUGAACGAAGACGACUGGGAUGACUAUCUGGACGCUUGGCUCGCUAACGAGCAGCUGAAGUCGGGGGCGAACUUUACCAGCCACAACGGAGCUCGAAAUGGGUGUACCUUCAGAGUGAACGGAGACCUCGGGCAACCUCAGCCGGUGUACUUACGCGGAGGGAACUAUCUGGCCGCCGAUGGCAACUCCGGCCAGAUCCGGCUGAACUCGGGCGAGCAGGUCACCAUCGCCUGCACCGGCUCCGGCCGCACUAUCCAGCACCCCAACAUCGCGAGCUCGGGGCUCCAAACAGCUACUGCUACUUGUGCCAGUGACGACCUGGUGACCGGCAGCGGCUGGCUGAAUGGGAACGGCGCGUUCGGCGGAUUCACCUGCAGUGCUCACUCCUACCACGAUUCCAUCGGCACUAACAGCAGAUGCUACAACAAUAACUUACUUAUCCAGGUGGGUUUCAUUGUUAACGGGUGGCUGUAUCCACUGUACGUGUCUUGCUUCGACCAAAACCGCCUGGAGGUUCUGUACGUCGUCUACGAGCAGACUCCUGCUAACGCCGUCCACCAAACUGGCGUCGACCGCCCAAGUUGGCUAGCUGGCAGCUGGUUCCCCGGUGUGGCAGUGAACACCGCCUACACUCAAGUCCAGCAGAAGAUCGCCAUAGCUAACGCGGUCGGGCAAGCCCAGGCCGAUAAGUACGUCACGUCCACGCAGUUCCUGGCGCGCGGGCACUUGGCGGCCAAGUCCGACUACGUGUUCGCCACUGGCCAGCGGGCCACGUUUUGGUUCAUCAAUGCCGCCCCGCAGUGGCAACCGUUUAAUGCUGGCAAUUGGAACUGGUUGGAACAGAACGCUCGUGCUCGCAUCGGCGUUGCUGGCUACAACACAAUUAUUUACACUGGCACGUGGGGUGUGACGCAGCUGCGCGACGGCAACAACGUGCUGCAGGACAUCUACCUGCAUCGCGACGCCAACAACAACCCUCAGUUACCCGUACCGCUGUACUUUUACAAGGUGAUCUACGAUGAAUCUCGCCGCCUGGGCACCGCGUUCGUGAGCAUCAACAAUCCCUGGUACUCAGAAGCCGAGGUGCGUGCGCUGACGUUCUGCACGGACCGCUGCCGCAACAACGCCGCCUUUAGCUGGAUCGGCUGGCAGCCCGACCGCAUCGACCUGGGCUACAGCUUCUGCUGCGACGUCGACGAAUUCCGGAGGACGGUGCCCCACCUGCCCGCGUUCACUGUUAACGGGCUUUUGACAUAAGUGAUGGCCGCCUAUCUCACAAACUUUACUAUUGACAUAUUGAUUUAAACUAACACAAAUGUCACAUAUAAUUUUAAAACCGAAACGGGAAUUAAACGCGUUUUAACUUAGUUUUAUUAUUUCGCUUGACGUUUCGAUCCUGACAUUACUUUCGUGGUCACAGGCAGAUUCAGUGCCUGCCAAAUAAUAAGAGCGAUUUACCCCCUUAUUCAUAAAAUUUAGCAAUCUCUUACAAACCUCUGUUUUUGUUUCUUUCUAACAAACAGAAAUGUCAUGAUGACGAAUAGGGACCGUCGAUUAUCAACGUUUUGUUAGAUUUGACAAACGUUUAUGAAUAACGCCAUAGGGAGCGUGCAUAAACUGUAGGGGGCAGCACGGGAGACGUUUGUGAAGUUUAUUCCAAUGCAGAUGGCAAAACUUCUAUGCACAAGAAAACGUUAGAUGGCAGCACUUGCUUUGGCGUGAAGUGUCAAUGUGCAUGUUGAUGUUUCCGAUUCGAGCCACAAGAUGGCAGACCCUCCAAUGCGCACGGUCCCUAUAGGUAUACCUAAGUCUCGUUUCUGUUUUAAAAUGUUUACAAUUGAACCCGACACUGAUAAUGUCCUGUACAUUUCGGCGUCAGUAAUAACUGUAAUAAGUAAGGACCGGCAAUGUCCGGCGACAAUUACCAGCGUGUUGAAACAGGGGCAUAUUAUAACGUGUAAAUAUGUAAAUAAACGUUGAUGCGUA